Messenger RNA from Fraxinus pennsylvanica, 2556 nucleotides. The record is from the annotation of a GenBank genome assembly. Lineage: Eukaryota; Viridiplantae; Streptophyta; Magnoliopsida; Lamiales; Oleaceae.
AUGUUGAUAGUUUUAUUACAGUUAUGUGGAUGUUCUCAUGGUAAGGAGUGUACUAAUAUUCCAACUAGUUUGUCUUCACACACUGUAAGAUAUGAAUUGUUGUCAUCUGGUAAUGAAACAUGGAAAAAGGAGAUGUUUUCGUAUUACCAUUUGACUCCUACAGACGAUUCUGCCUGGUCGAAUUUGCUUCCAAGUGAGAGGAUGAAGGAGGAUGAGGAAUACAAUUGGGCAAUGAUGUAUAGGAAAAUUAAGAAUACUGGUGGAGUUGAAGGUUUGCUUAAAGAAGUUUCAUUGAAUGAUGUGAGGUUGGAUCCUGAUUCAAUGUAUGGACAGGCUCAGCAAACUAAUUUAGAAUAUUUGCUGAUUUUGGAUGUUGAUAGUCUCGUUUGGAGCUUUAGGAAGACUGCUGAUUUGGAUACUCCUGGCGAGCCGUAUGGUGGAUGGGAGGCUCCAACAUGCGAGCUUCGUGGCCAUUUUGUAGGGCAUUACAUGAGUGCUUCAGCACACAUGUGGGCUAGCACUAAUAAUGACAGCCUCAAACAGAAGAUGACUGCUGUAGUUUCUGCUCUUUCUUCUUGUCAAGAAAAAAUGGGAACGGGGUAUCUUUCUGCUUUCCCCUCCGAGCAAUUCGACCGGUUUGAAGCUAUAAAACCUGUUUGGGCACCAUAUUAUACAAUUCACAAGAUAUUGGCAGGUCUUUUGGAUCAGUAUACUCUGGCUGGUAAUGCUCAAGCUUUAAAAAUGACGACAUGGAUGGUCGAUUACUUCUACAACCGUGUACAGAAUGUGAUAUCAAAAUACACAAUUGAAAGACACUGGUUAUCACUAAACGAAGAAACUGGAGGCAUGAACGACGUUCUUUACAAAUUGUACAGCAUAACGGGGGAUCAGAGGCACUUGUUGUUGGCUCAUCUUUUUGAUAAACCGUGCUUUCUAGGAUUGCUAGCUGUGAAGGCUGAUGAUAUAUCUGGAUUUCAUGCUAACACUCACAUUCCGGUUGUUAUUGGAUCUCAAAUGCGGUAUGAAGUUACUGGUGAUCCACUAUAUAAGGAAAUAGGGAUGUUCUUCAUGGACAUCGUCAACUCUUCUCACAGCUACGCGACAGGAGGAACUUCAGUUAAGGAGUUCUGGUCAGAUCCAAGGCGUCUAGCUAGCACUCUACAAACUGAGAAUGAAGAAUCUUGUACGACCUAUAACAUGUUGAAGGUUUCACGUCACCUGUUCAGAUGGACCGAGGAAAUGGCUUAUGCGGAUUAUUAUGAACGAGCUCUGACAAAUGGUGUGCUGAGCAUCCAAAGAGGAAGAGAACCUGGAGUAAUGAUCUACAUGCUCCCCCUACACCGUGGUGCUUCCAAGGCUAAAAGCCUCCAUGGUUGGGGAACAAAGUACGAAACUUUUUGGUGCUGCUACGGAACAGGCAUUGAAUCAUUUUCAAAAUUAGGAGACUCAAUAUACUUCGAAAAGGAGGGAGACACUCCUGCUCUUUACAUCAUCCAAUACGUAUCUAGCUCACUUGAUUGGAAAAUGGGACAUAUUUCACUGAACCAGGAAGUACAGCGAGUUGUUUCAUGGGAUCAACGCCUUCGGGUGACAGUGACAAUUUCCUCAAAAGAGCUAGCAGAAAAUGCAGCAUCUACCUUGAAUUUUAGGAUACCACUGUGGACAUAUUCAAAUGGUGCAAAGUCCUCGUUAAAUGGUCAGGAAAUACCGUUAGCAACUCCAGGCAAUUUCUUCUCACUGACUAGAAAUUGGAACUCAGGUGAUAAAAUUGCUUUGGAGCUGCCUAUGAGUCUUAGAACUGAGACUAUUAAAGAUGACAGGCCUGAAUAUGCUUCUGUUCAGGCAAUAUUCUACGGUCCCUACCUUCUUGCCGGUCUUUCAAAUGGUGACUGGGACAUCAAAGCAGAUUCAACUAAGUCUAUUUCAGAUUGGAUUAGUACUGUUCCAGGUUAUUACAAUGCUCAUUUGAUAUCCCUUUCGCAAGAGUCCGGGAAUGCAGUAUUUGUCCUCACAAACUCCAAUCAAACAAUAAAAAUGGGGAAUUUCCCUCAAGAAGGAAAUGAUUCUGCUGUCAGUGCAACUUUUCGAAUAGUUCUAAACGAGACAACAAACUUUGUAAAGUUUUCAGGGCCAACAGAUGCUAUAGGGAAAUUAGUCAUGCUAGAACCAUUUAAUUUUCCAGGCAUGCUCAUUGUACAUCAAGGAGUUGAACAAUAUCUUGGUAUUAAGGAUUCAUCGGAAGGUGGUGGUUCUACUUUUCGCUUGAUUUCAGGGUUGGAUGGUAAAAAUGGAACGGUUUCCUUGGAAUCUCAGGACCAUGAAGGUUGCUUCUUGUACAGCAGUGUCGACUAUCAAUCCGGUACAAGCAUUAAGCUCAGAUGCAUAUCAUCAGAAUCUGGAUUUAAACAGGCAGCAAGUUUUACUUUGAGAAAAGGAUUGAGUGAGUAUCAUCCUAUCAGCUUUGUGGCAAAAGGGACAGACAGGAACUUUCUUCUGGCUCCAUUACUUAGCUUAAGAGAUGAAUCUUACACAGUAUAUUUCAACAUUCAGUCAUAA